Bicyclus anynana (squinting bush brown) is the source of this 1535-nucleotide messenger RNA. RefSeq names its product anaphase-promoting complex subunit 15-like. The coding region runs from base 98 to 502 and encodes 134 amino acids. The transcript has 4 exons. The record is from RefSeq and is a predicted model, not a curated record. NCBI's taxonomy places the organism in Eukaryota, Metazoa, Arthropoda, Insecta, Lepidoptera, Nymphalidae. Gene Ontology annotation, biological process: regulation of mitotic cell cycle spindle assembly checkpoint. Gene Ontology annotation, cellular component: anaphase-promoting complex.
AGACUGUUUCGGCGUUUAGAUUUUUAGCCGUUUGUUUUGUGAUUUUCAGAGAAAUACCGGUGAAUUUUCAAGAUUUAUUAUCCAUAAAUCUUUAAACAUGAAUAUACCAUUCCCCAUACUUUACCCUCGUCUAGUAGACCCUACUUGGUUCAACGCUGACAGUCCUUGUGAUGAAGAUGCUGAACUUACUAGCAUGGAGCAAGCUCAUCAGCAAUGGCUGAACUCAAUCGGUCAACAGUAUAUGAAGCGCCCACCUCUGGGUAAGCCUGAUCCUGAACCUAUGGAGGAAGAGGCUGAUUCUGAUGAAGAAGAAGGUAAUGACGAAUCUGAGGAAUCAGAAGAGUCCCACGAUGAAGAUGAAGAGGAGCAACUGAGAACAUACACUCCGCCGAGGAACAAUAAUGAGACAGACCAGGAGUUUGAGGGAAAUGAAGCUCCAGAUCCCGGCACUCCUGACCAGAGUGCACUCUGGCCUCAAGGCCGCAUUCAGCCCUUGAAUUAGGGAUUCACCUUCGUACUAGGCUUUGCCUAACGAUCUCUUUUUAUAUGGGUGUAUUUAGUUUGCCUUGAUUAGUAGGAUGUCGUAAUUUUGAGUUUCAAUGCUACUUUCAUAAAUGAUUCAUAAGUUACUCGUAUAAAUUGUACAUGGGCAGACUGAAAUAUAUGAGGAUUUUAGGGUUUCUCUUGUUGGUGGAUCACAAGAGAAUUAUGGAUUCCAAGAUUUAACACAUAAUAUUUUCACGUUCAUAUAUCCUGAUCUGAUUCCUUGAAUUUUUGGAACAUUCAUGAUAGAUGUAUGAGGAUACUAUCAUAGAUCUACGAGGGAGCGUUUUAUAUUAACAGAAUGAGAGGGUUUUACGGGGCUUAUUAUAAAGAUUUUAAUGUUGAAAAACAUUAUUCCAAGCAGAUGUUGCUAUUUCUAUUUUUGUGUUCAGUUACAUCUAUCAAUGAUCAGUUGUUCAACUAUAAACAGAAUUUUUCAAGUUGAAGGUUACUCCAUUAAGUGACUCUUCGUGUUGUGGUCCUUUGAUCAUAAUGUUAAUUAGUAUAAAUUUGAGGUGAGAGUUUUUUAGAUAUCAUUAACCAAGCAACAUAAUUGGGGGUGACAUCAAAUGAGACAUAAUAGCCCAAUGAAUAUGACUUCUGAUUUCGAUUCUGAGGGUGUAGGCUCAAUUCAGGUCCAGGGCAUGCACCUCCUAACUUUUCAGUUAUGUAAAUUUUUUAAAAAAAAUUAUAUUUCUUAAAAUUUACAUAACUAAACCAGCGUGUUUGACUAAGGCCUCUCAUUCUGAGAGGAGACUCAUGCUCAACAGUGAGCUGAAUAUGGAGUUGUUAAUGAUGAUCUAUGUUAAAAUAUAAAUAACAAUGAUUAAAUUCUAUGCAGGAUUUUACUUUAAGGUUAAUCAAUGCUUUAUUAUAUAAUAUUUUUUUAAUUAAUUUAUUAUUGUGCUUUUGCCUUAGUAUAACUUUAUGGCAAUUCCAAGUUUUGUAAUAGUUCUUGUAAACGAUUAGAAUAAAAAACAAUAUUAUAACAA